GAAGUGAAUUAAUUCUAUAAAGAAGGGGACUUUUUAAAUUAUUACUUUUUUGCAUUUAAAUAGUUAUAUUUAAUAGUGCUUACCUUUUAAUAAGGGAUAUGUUAAAGGGGAGGGAGUAGAUAUGAUUAUAUAAAAUUGGAGGAGGUUACCCGAUUACAAGAAAACAAAACCGUCCUCGAGGCAAACGAGGGGAUAGUAUGCAAGAUUGUAUAAAAAGAGAAGUGCGCGUUUGCCGGGUUGUUGGAUAAAGUGGAUGCGCCAAAGGGAGUUUUGUGUACAGUGUGUGUUUCGAAAAGGUUGUCGUGAGUAAGGGAUUUUUUAAAUAGUCUGCAAUUUUACUACGAGGGUGAAAAUGGUCGACCUAGGAGGGUACAUCAUCAUUUUGACGAACCACAAUGGGAAAGUGAAACUUUAUGGAUCGCCCGCGGAUAAUGCGGACAGUUUAGAGGUGGGCGACGAGAUUCUCGAGGUCAACGGUCGUACCCUGGAGGAUGCGACUCAUUCCGAAGUGACUCAAUACAUCCACCAGUGCAUCAAAUCAAGGACAAUAUGCCUUCGAGUAAAAAGAAAAAAAAGUGGCAACAUGAUGGAAGAAUUGGACGGGCCAAACGCUGGAAACAUAAACGACGCUUGGGUGAUAGCAGUUGAAAGAGGAGCGAAAGAACGCUUGCAGAAACUGAGUGAUUUCAAGAGAAUACAACCUCGAGAUAUUACAGUACUCUAUCAACAGAUAAGCGAAGGAGCUGCUUCGUCAAGCGAAGGUGCUACCGAAAAAGAUGUAUCAAGCAGUCAAAUUACUGUCACACUAUCUGACAAAGAGCCUGGAACGAUUGCUCAUCCAGCAAAGCUGAGCAACGGAACCGUACCCAAGGGCAUUGCAAAAGACUUCAAUGAGGAGGACCUCAAAGAAGCAGCGAAGGCUCCAAAAGAUCAGAAAGACGCUUUAGAAAAACAACAGAGCUGUCCUGACGAACCGAUCCUUCUGAUACCGGUACAAAGUUCGAGAUUUGGAGAACGAAGAGCCAGCAGUCCCUUCCAAAAUGGAAGAACCGAGGUCUUGAUUGGAGAAUCCGAAGGUGGCCCGAGGUCACCUAGAGGAUCCACUUCUUCGGCUAUCAAUGAUAACAAUUUCCUGACAACACCAGAAGAGAAGGAUUAUCCAGAACCAAUUUGCAGGUCUCGAAGGCGUAGCGCAGGUGGCGUGACAGAGAUCCACCUGCAGCAAAACCAACAGCAACAAUCGCAAUUGCAGGAGAAUAACAACAGCAGCUCGCGGGAUACGAAGGAGUCUCGGGAGGGUUUGGGGCCCGAUGAAAUGUGGGCCCCAGGAGUCCUGGGUCACCAUCGGGAACUGCCCGUCGAUGUCCCCGACACUCUUCUUCAACAGGCUUAUCCCAACAAGGUAAAGAAAGGUUCAUCCCCCUGUAGGAACGAGCCUCGACAAUCCCGUAGCGCUAGCGACCUUUCCCUAAUUCUCAAAAACGAAACCCUAAAAAACUCAACCCUAUCUCGGAAGAGGCGCGAUCCAGAAAGCUCUCCUCUCGUUUCCGCACUCGAGACACCAAUCAUGACCAUCCAGCUGAAAAUCGCUAACCCUACUCAAGACCUCAACUCACGAGACAAAGUGAACGAGGACGAUAAAACGAUGCACAAUCUACAAGACAACUCCACUAACUCGGCAUCACCUGACUUAAAAGAUCCCCUCAAAAGUUCCGACGACGAGGAGGACGAUCAUUCACAUCAGAAAGAAUCAAACGUAGAUGAAGAAGAUUACCCCUUCGCCAAAGAAGACUACCCCACAAUGUUAAAAAGCUGCAGUGAUGAUUCAGCAAGUCCCAGAAGCUCAUCCGGCAGAUCGGAUAGCACUGCCCCUUUGGAUUCGAGUCUCCCCUACGAUGUCAGGAGGAUCGAUCUAGGCUCUCCCUGUAGAGCCCUAGUACCUGAGAUCAAAGUUACCCCUCUUUUUACUCGAUCCAGAGACUCCACUUCCUUUGAUAACCCUGCUUACGGACUUGCAGACCUCCAGGAUCUUCAAGGGUUUCUCAUGAGGUCAGACGAAGUCUCCGAUCUCACAAGAUUGAUCGACGAGCAAGUCCUCAACAGGAAACCUCAACCCUGGAAGGAGGAGAUCACAGAGUCUCUUAAAUCAAAUCCUAAUCUAGAGUCCAAUGUUAAUGAUAUUAUCAGCGUGGGAUCCACCAACGAUCUCAUCAGUGUCGAACUCACAGGACUUUCUUCAAAGCCCAAGAAAAAGAAAAGACACCAACAAUCGAGUGGGUAUUCUACCCUUAGGAGUGAGGCGUCCACCGAAUUUGACCAGGUUGACUCCUUCCUCGUCGUCGGGAACAAAAACUAUCGAGAGGUCGCUGUUGAUUGUCCGUCAGACUUUGUCCCAGUGACCAAGUCUCAUCCGGUUUAUCCACCACCAAACAAGACUCCCACUAACAGCAAAGUCAAAAGUCUCCUUGUAGACAGCUUAUUCUCCCUCAAGCACUACAAUCACAAAUCCUCCAUCUUGCAGGGGGUUUUCGAGGUAAAGGCUGGUCUCAACGGGGUCAAACCUGCCAUUCCUCCCAGAGAUCAGAAAAGAGCACCCGCCAGACCACCCAAGGAUAAUUUACGUCUUUCUACUCAAAACAACAAUGUGGAGCCCAUCUGCGAUAUCGUCAACGCCGAACCUACCCAACAGCAGCUUCAUUCCAUUAGAAAAUAUAAGGAGCAACUGCGAAGGCGAAAAGAUGAAGAGGAGAAGCAGGAAUAUCUCACUCGGUCCCUUCGUGGCUCGAGAAAGCUCCAGGCCCUGGAAAGUCACGCGACAAACCUCUCUGGACAAGAAAAUCUUGCAUAUUCUCAGGAUGAGGUGACUACGGUAGGACGGGCUCCCGUCACUCCAAACCAUGCCUCUCAAGACGUCGAGGAACCCCCGAGACCACUCACCUACGGAGAAGUCGUUGCAAGUCUCGAAAGGUUGCAGCUUCAACUUCGAAGUAUAUCCGGUGCUUUGGGAAUUUCGGGACCAGGUGUUGAAGCCGAAUUGGAAGCGGUUCGAACGCUUUUGGUUCAAAGGCGAUUUGCAACUGCUCUGUCGACUCAUCAUGCCUUGAAAAGUCGACUCAGAGCUGGAAAGGUUCUCAAAACUUAUUCGGCAGAUGCUUCUACCCUUGCUCGAGAUUGUGUCGAAGUGCUGGAGCAAUGGCAGUCAUCAACGGCUGCAAAGGCAACGGCAGCAGGGGAAACGAUAGCAGCCGCAGAGGAACUAACAGCCUUACUAACUAGUUAUGAGAUGGAGGGUCUUUUCCUGGCUCACGACUCGAUUGUCUCCAGCGUCGAUGGCUUCCAGGCGACGAACUGUUCCUCAUCGCCGAGCGGUCCACCUAGUCCGUCGUCGAGUCUCAGAGACUCCCAUGUAGCUGACAAUAUCAAGAUCAUUAGAAUAGAAAAAACCAACGAGCCUCUAGGAGCCACCGUCAGGAACGAGGGAGACGCUGUCAUUAUUGGUCGCGUUGUGCGAGGAGGAGCAGCUGAUAAAUCAGGUCUUUUGCAUGAAGGCGACGAGGUGCUAGAAGUGAACGGCGUCGAAAUGCGAGGAAAGAGUGUGAAUGAAGUCUGCGACAUUUUAGCUGGAAUGCUAGGAAGUCUGACUUUCCUUAUAUUCCCAGCUCCUGUAGUUCAGACUAAUUCAAAUAGCAGUAAAAGAGAAGAGAAUCAACAGAUCCACCAUGUGCGGGCACACUUCGACUACGAUCCUGAGGAAGAUCCUUACAUACCUUGUAGAGAAUUAGGAGUGAGUUUUCAGAAAGGAGACGUUCUUCACGUUAUCUCGCAAGAAGACCCUAACUGGUGGCAAGCUUAUCGAGAAGGAGAAGAAGAUCAGACUUUAGCAGGCUUGAUUCCGAGCAAAGCUUUCCAGCACCAGCGAGAAUCUAUGAAACAAACGAUCUCCGGUGAUAAGUCGACGACGCGUGGUUCGAAAAAAUCAAGCACCUUACUCUGCGCGAGGAAGAAUCCAAAGAAGAAGAAGCGAAAUAAAUUUGGUGCUAAUUUCAACGACGAUGGCUAUCCUCUCUACGCAACUACAACCAUAGAUGAUUACGACAGUGAAGAGGUGCUAACAUACGAAGAAGUGGCCUUAUACUAUCCAAGAGCGGAUCACAAGAGGCCGAUUGUUCUCAUAGGACCUCCAAAUAUCGGAAGGCAUGAGCUCCGUCAAAGAUUAAUGCAAGACAGCGAACGAUUCGCAGCAGCAAUACCCCAUACGAGUCGAAUCAGGAAAGAGUCGGAGAUCAACGGUCAGGAUUACCACUUCAUAUCACGCUCCCAAUUCGAAUCGGACAUCCUCUGCAGGAAGUUCGUCGAGCAUGGAGAGUACGAAAAAGCCUACUACGGAACGUCCGUCGAGGCGAUACGUUCCGUUGUCAACUCAGGGAAAAUAUGCGUCCUAAAUCUCCAUCCCCAAAGUCUGAAAAUUCUGCGAAGCUCCGAUUUGAAGCCAUAUGUAGUUUUCGUUGCACCUCCAAGUCUAGAAAAACUCAGACAAAAGCGAAUCAAAAACAAUGAAAACUUCAAAGAAGACGAGCUAAAGGACAUCAUUGAAAAAGCGAGAGAGAUGGAAGAUAAGUAUGGUCAUCUCUUCGACAUGAUUAUUAUUAAUAAUGACACAGAUCGAGCGUACAAUCAACUCCUGACGGAGAUUAAUUCUCUCGAGAGAGAACCUCAGUGGGUUCCAGGAUCCUGGCUUCAGUAGCACUAAGACUAAAAAAAUCAGGCCAGUCUCUGCUUACCAAAAUCUGGACUGAGAAACCGAGUACCAGCCCGAAAAACAAAGCGAGUACCGAAUAUAAAAAUGGUUUCUGCGUUUGCAAAACACAGUGAAAUCGGUAUCGAUAGGUUUUAGAGUUUUUGCAGUCAUAUUAAUAAGACUAGAAAAAUAAUGACAAAAAAAGUGGCAUGUAAUAAACGUCGUCCUAGGUCGUAUGAAGAAAAAGCGCGCCGCAAGUUUGCUUCUCACCGUCAUUGAAGCAUCUUUUGUGUCUCAGUUUCUUGCAUCAGCCAAAAAUUUAUAAGUUUAUAACGAUAUCUAAUUUAUAACGACGUCUAAUUUAUACUCUUCUUCAAAAUCCUUUGGCACUCAAGUCGAAUUUUGUAAUAUUUGUUAUAGAAUUUUCACCGAGUUACUUCGCAUGCCCUUUUCGAUUCAUGAAUUGUUCUCUCUCUUUCUCUCUUUCUCUCUUUCUCUCAGAAUCCUGCGUGAAAACAGUCGGUCGGUCUUCUCAUCACACUGUAAGCCAAUGUCUGUUGUAAACCUAGAUUCCGAAAGUUCCCUAAAUUUAAUAACUCGAAGCAGAAAAUUACUAACGAUUUACUGUUCGACAUAGGCUAUCUCGUGACUGUUUAGAGAAAAAUCGUGUUUCUAACGUAUAGAGUCGUUAAUGCAAUAGACUUAGUCGAGUAUACCCAAGAGUCUCAAGUUUACGGACAAAGUUUCUCUCGACGCUGAUUGAUCGCAGGAACGAUGAUGCAUUCAAUUUUGCAGUGAUUUUGUUUUUCAGAAACAAGAAUAUUCAAACUUGCUGAAUAUAUUUAGGAUUUCACUUGAGUUGACUACACAUCCAUGCUAAAAGAACCUCGGAUUUUAAAUUAAUAUUUUACAUAGUAUUCAUUUCUAGUUAUCUUGGUUGUUUAUGGAAUAUAUUAUUGGUCGAGAACCUAGAUUCCGACCCUAUGUGAAAUAUUAAUUCAAUGAAUAAUUUAAAAUCGAGGUCUGCGAAGUGGUAUCCUAGUUUUAAAACGGUCACAGACAGCAGGUAGGUUUAGUAAUUUUACUUUACUCUCUGGUUUCGUAUAUUAUUCAGGGUGGCCGCUGAACCGGAGAAAACCGAGAAAUGAGAGUGAAUUUAUUUUUUGACCGGGAACUUUACAAAUUUUUAGGAAAAAAGUGUGCAACUUUA
Messenger RNA from Belonocnema kinseyi, 5948 nucleotides. Its product is annotated as MAGUK p55 subfamily member 5-A. Gene Ontology annotation, cellular component: plasma membrane; adherens junction. The coding region runs from base 353 to 4744 and encodes 1463 amino acids. Gene Ontology annotation, biological process: protein localization to plasma membrane; generation of neurons; morphogenesis of an epithelial sheet. Gene Ontology annotation, molecular function: protein binding. The record is from RefSeq and is a predicted model, not a curated record. The transcript is spliced from 20 exons. Lineage: Eukaryota; Metazoa; Arthropoda; Insecta; Hymenoptera; Cynipidae.